GCAGGACUGACGUGAUUAAACGAAUCAUAAUUCCGAGUGAUUGAUCCGCCGUUGGUUGAUUGAACGCAACCAUGGCCGUCAAUGUUUAUUCGACUAGUGCUAUGCCUGACUCCAUGAGUCGGCAUGAUUAUUUGCACUGGGUCAAUACCUGCCUUAAGACGGAGUUCAAGAAGAUUGAGGAACUUUGCACUGGUGCCGCCUACUGCCAAUUCAUGGACAUGCUCUUCUUAGGUGCGGUAAACUUGAAAAAAGUUAAAAUGACGACGAAUCUCGAGCACGAGUAUAUCCACAAUUUCAAAAUCCUCCAAGCUGCGAUGAAGAAAAUGAGUGUUGAUAAGGCUGUUCCGGUGGACCGUUUGGUGAAGGGCAAGUUCCAAGACAAUUUCGAGUUUUUGCAAUGGUUUAAGAAGUUUUUUGACGCCAACUACAACGGUGAUGUGUAUGAUGCAUUGGAAGCUCGAGGCGGAGAGGAAAUGGGUCUCAAGAAAGGUACAGGCGGUCCUGGAAAGCCGGCCGGCGGAAUCCCAGCUGCUCGUCGUGUUGUUUCGCCAGUAAAAUCCUCUGUUCCUGCUGCCCCUGCUGCUCGGAAACCUUCGGGAGUCGUGAGGUCAGCCUUGCAGCCG
Molecule: messenger RNA, 623 nt
Organism: Notodromas monacha
Lineage: Eukaryota; Metazoa; Arthropoda; Ostracoda; Podocopida; Cyprididae
Source: the annotation of a GenBank genome assembly